Messenger RNA from Scleropages formosus (Asian bonytongue), 918 nucleotides. RefSeq names its product MARVEL domain-containing protein 1-like. The record is from RefSeq and is a predicted model, not a curated record. Lineage: Eukaryota; Metazoa; Chordata; Actinopteri; Osteoglossiformes; Osteoglossidae. Gene Ontology annotation, cellular component: membrane. Bases 188 to 679 code for a protein of 163 amino acids. Gene Ontology annotation, biological process: myelination. Gene Ontology annotation, molecular function: structural constituent of myelin sheath. The transcript has a single exon.
GGAGGGAAGAGGAGCUCGGCAGCCACCACAGAGGAAACGGAAGAGACGCAAGACUGAGAAGUUUUUGGAAAUCUUUGAGACUGUGAACAAUCUUCUGCUUACUCCUGGCUCUAUACAUCUAUCUGGUGUUUUCUUUUGGCAAGUUCACCAUCCCCUGGGAAGAGAAAAGUCACGAGAAGAUAAGGACAUGUCCCCCCAGCUGCCAUCGGUGAGAAAGGGCUAUUCAGAGUUCCUCAAGAGCUUCUUUGCAGUGACCAGGAUCUUGCAGAUUCUACUGGGUGCUGUGCUGUGGGCCACCAUCGCAGCUAAUAAGUAUGAGGGUUCCAUCCACUUUGUACUCUUUGUGGCUGUUUUCUUCUGGCUCCUCACAAUGGCACUCUUCUUCUUAACGUUGCUGGGUAAGCAGGACCUGGUCCCCCUGGUGGGUGGUGAGCGCUGGCUGACCACUAAUGCCGUGCAUGACCUGGUGGCCACAUUGCUCUACCUGGCAGCCACUGGCGUGAUGGCUGACAAGACAAAGGAGAAGGUCUUCUGUACGCUGGAACAUUACAAACACCCCUGCCCUUACAAUGUGUACCUCACAGCUUCCAUCUUCUGUGGCCUUUGUACAGCUGCUUAUCUGGUUUCAGCUGUGUACAACUCCUGCAGAAAGUGCCGGGGCGAACAGACUGUGGUCUGAGCUUCUAAAACAAGCAGGCAAGAUGGGGGAGGGGGCCAGCUUGCCUUCCUCAUAAGCUAAUGCCAAGCAGGGAAAGGAAGAAGGAGACUGUGUGGAGCUGCUCACGGCUGAUACUUGGAGAAAGAGAUGGACUUUUCUUACUAAACACAAAGCUUUACAAGGCAGAGUGUACAGGUUUGUUCAUAUUUGUUUCAGUGAUAUUUAAUUGCAUUAUCAACUUCUGCCUCAAAUCCAUAUAU